CUGCCAGUCUGCCACCGAACAGAACACGGCACUUCUCUCUACAUCUUUCUCUCUCUAGGCUCAUCACAUAACUUUCAUUACCUAUUUGCAAUUUUGCAGAGAAUCCAUUAACGCGAUGAUGCUGUCUGCGAUUACAGUCGGAGCCACUCUAACUACCCAUAGCAUCCAUCGCAACGCUUUCCGUUGUUGCCCUAUUAACUACCACAAUCCUUGCUGCGUUCUCCUCUACUUUCAGAACCACAAUUCUAGCCGAAGACAUGCUUCUUCGCAGAGGCACAUUUCAGUCACCAGUGAAUCAACUCAAGGGAAGCAAUGCCUCAAAAACCCUAGAAAUGAAAAUGAAACUGAAAGUGAAAGCGAAGCCUUUCAUUUCGUCACCGACUCUGGUUCCGGUGAAGAAGAAGAAGAGAAAGAGGAUUUAGUACCUUCAGCCACCGCGCUCGCGGCGGCUAUACGUAAUGCUUCAACCUCUCCUGUUGAAUUCGAGCAGAAGAUCAAGGGAGAUGGAAAGAAUGGGUUGGUCUUGCCAAGUCCCGAUUUUCAGAGACUCUGUGUGGAGCAGUUGAACCUUUUCCGGAGAAUUGUCCACCCAGACGCUGUGCUAUCGGUAUACGUAAGACCAGCUGGUAGUUAUGUUAUGGACCAAUUGGAGCUUCGGCGAGUUAUUUUGUAUCCCAGAACCAGUGUUCCCGACAGAGCUGAUGUUAUUAUAUUAACUGGAAGUUUUGGAAUUCCAGCAGGCUCACGGGCAGCAGAAGCCACCCUUUCAAAUCGGCAAGUGGAAAUUAUUCCCGAGUGUAAGGCUUUGGUCUUCCCUAUGGUUAAGCACCCGUUUGUUGUGGGAUUUUUGGUUGCUGAGCUUCCAAUGAUGGACUUUGAAGCAUGCACAGAUUCUGACACUGGAAGGCAGGAUAUAUCACUUGGAUCAUCUCCUGAAGAAGCUUAUGGACUACCUCCAUGUUCUGGUAGAAAAAUGUGGGAAAUCCAGACACUUAAGGAGGAUUCAUUGAAAACAGACCACCACAAGUUCACUGCUGAACAGAUUUCAAGUGCUACUAACAUUUCUCACUCUUUGGCCUGUGCUUAUGUUAUGGAUCAGAAAGCAAUUCUACUGCAGCAAUCGUCCUGGCAAAAUAAUGUCAGAAUGAGUAAUCUUGUUGAACAAAUAAGAGGUCCACUUUCUAGCAUCAGGACUUUGAGCAAGAUGUUAUCCAUUCAUAUGAAGAGAAGCGAGAUCUCUUAUGAUAUUGUUGAAGACAUAUUGGUGCAAGGUGAUCAUAUGAGACAUACUUUGCAACAGCUUCAGGAUGCUGUCUACCUCACAAAGGCUAAUAUUGUUCGUUAUAAUGAAGAAACAUUGAGGAAGAUUCAUAACUCAAUGGAUGCUCAUCCAGAGUCAGUGAGAUCAAGAUUGCCGGAGAGCAAUGGGGAAAAUCAUGGUGACAGCGUUAAAAAAUCAGGUCCAACACUAACUUUAAGUGCUUCAGGAAAAGACUUAGAGAUGCCUAUGCCACCUCUUGCUCUUGCAGCACUUCAACAACACAAUAUCAGACCUUGCAAUGUGUCUGAUAUGCUGGAAGAUCUGGUUGCGGCUGCAAGACCUUUAGCUCAUAAGCAGAAACGCACAGUGGAACUAAGUGAAUUCCCACAAUCCUUGCAAGUUGCUGUAGAAGAAUCUGAUUUGCGCCAGGCACUGAGCAACCUGAUCGAGGGUGCACUGUUACGUACUCAUGUUGGUGGCAAGGUUCAGAUUGUAUCUAUGGAAGCACCAGCUGGUGGUGCUCUCGUGGUAAUAGACGAUGAUGGCCCUGAUAUGCACUACAUGACACAGAUGCAUUCCCUCACACCAUUUGGAGUAGAUCUCUUCUCUGAAGGUAUGAUAGAAGAUAACAUGACAUGGAACUUUGUUGCUGGUAUGACAGUUGCUCGCGAAAUACUGGAGAGUUAUGGUUGUGUUGUUCGUGUUAUAUCACCUCGGACCCCAGAUGCUGCCCUUGGGGCAGGUGGAACUCGUCUAGAGCUUUGGUUGCCUUCUCAUCUAGAUGCAUCUGGACCAACCAAUUCAUCUCAAGCAGCGUAGCUGGGAAGUGGGUUGUCCACUUCAAUAGGUCUCACCAUAGUAAAAGAAAUGGGUCUGUCACUGCUUGAAAUUUCUUUACAUCAGGUGGUGACUGCGUUACAGGUCGUUCGCUAUAUAUUGUGUAACUUCUAAAGUGAUUGCUUGUAUAGUUAUCUGUAUAUAACAUGCUUUUGGGGGUUUUAUUGCAAGUCCCUACUGAUUGAUGGGUUCAUUAUUGUUGGAAUAUGUGUCCACGAUAGGGGGGAGUGUCUCCAUCGUGACAUGGUUAUUUGAGUUACUUUCCAAGUUAGAUUGGGUUGUUUAAUUUCCUAGUUAGAAUAGAUCUCUAGUUUCUAAAAUUAGUGUUAGAAUAGGAUUGUCUUUCUUAUUCCACCUAUGAUUGUACUUGGAUCUACUUAUUAUAAAUAUAUGACGGAGGGAGAGUGCCAGAAGAUAUAUCGGCUGCUCCUUACCCUUGCCGUCUCUCUUCUUCUUCCUUA
Messenger RNA from Macadamia integrifolia, 2559 nucleotides. RefSeq names its product chloroplast sensor kinase, chloroplastic. The record is from RefSeq and is a predicted model, not a curated record. Bases 116 to 2080 code for a protein of 654 amino acids. Gene Ontology annotation, molecular function: phosphorelay sensor kinase activity. Lineage: Eukaryota; Viridiplantae; Streptophyta; Magnoliopsida; Proteales; Proteaceae. Gene Ontology annotation, biological process: signal transduction. The transcript has 9 exons.